AUGUUUUCUAUCUUUGUAUUAUUAACUUAUUCGCUCUUAGUAAGUUCAACUUUGACUUUCGAUAUUCUCGAAAGAGAUCUCGGCGAUGCCAUCGGAAAACUUCUUCUAAUUAAUGACAAUCUCUAUCUUGGUACAAGCCAUUCACUAUCUCGUCUAUCAUCAUUAACAUUGAACCGAACAUUAAAUGCAUUCGAAUUCGAUGCCAAUUCUCAUUUGAAAGUUUUAUUAUCCUUACCGAACGAACGCAUUCUUCUAUGUGGAACGUCCGAUCAAGGUUUCUGUCAAAUUCUCGAUAAAAAUUUCCAGAUCAUUAUCAAUUCAUCAUUACCUAUCGUUGCUAAUGAUCCAGUGAAUAGUACAAUGGCAUUAAUUAUUCCGGAAAAGAAUCUUGUCUACUUCGGCGUAACAUACACAAAUGAAGGAAUUCAACGUUGGCAAAUUCCAAACAUAUCCGGCCGUUCGUUGAAUACAUCGCGUUUCAUGAAGAUUGUUUCCAUCAAUGAUAACGAUGACAUGAUCUCACGUGAUGAUUUAGCAUUACGUUUCAUGUCGAGACAACAGACGACAUUCAUCGUUCAGUAUGUUUAUUCGUUUUAUACAAAGAAUUACAUUUACUUUCUCACAAAUCAACCCAAUGAUCUUGAACAGAAGACUUUAUUAACGAAAAUCGUUCGCUUUUGUCGCGAUAGUACAUAUUCAAUUAUCCGAACGUAUACAGAACUUCCAUUAGUGUGUGUAAAUUCAGAUUGGAUAUUGAAAACUGCAGAUAUUAGUUACGAUAAGAAUAAUAAACAAAUUUUAAUUGGUCAUUUUACAAGGAAAGAUGGAACAGGAGGAACAAAUAUUUGUUCAUGGAAUAUCGAAAACGAGAUUGAUCAGGCAUUUGAAGAUAAUUAUCGGACAUGUUAUUCGAUGGGCAUCGGACAACGUGGUUUGGCAUUUAUUAAGCCAAACGAGCCGUGUCGUAAAGAUGAGACAUGGUCAGUGCCACUGAACGAUGAGAACAUUUGUCCUUGGAUAAUUAGUGAUCGUUUACCAUAUCCAGUUGGUGGUGCGACACCUGUUCUCGGUCGAAUACUUUAUGAGAGUUUAAUUGAAAGUUCUUCUGUUGUAAAGAUAUACUCAUUCGACUCAUCGACAAUGCUUGUUUUUCAAGGCUUGACUAAUGGUACUUUUAAAUUGGGCUCGCUCGAUGUUGGUCGAAAUCUCGAUUGGUUUUAUUCGUAUCAAUUAUCAUCGACAACACCGAUUCUUUCCGAUGUGAUCUACGACAAGAAAUCCGCCACGUUCUUUCUCGCAUCAGGCUCCAAGAUCUAUCGUCUAUCAUUCUCAAGUGAUUGUACAUCACGUUUGUCAUGUGACGAAUGUUUAUCUUCAUCAAAUAAUCCAUUGUGUGGUUGGUGUACAAUAAAUGAACGGUGCACAUUGAUCAAUAAUUGUCCUUCGAAUUCUUGGCAACAGGACAGUCAACAGUGUACACAUAUUGUUAACGUUCAACCAUUGAAAGCUUCAGUUGAUUAUAUUCAAUGGAUUAACCUAACGUUAUCAAAAUUACCGCAAUUAGAGCAUAAUGAAAUCUAUCAAUGUAUUUUCGGGAAUAAAAUCAUGUCGGCAUAUACACAAGCAAUUAAAUUAGAUCAUAAUCGUCUUUCGUGUCCCACGCCAUCAAACCAAAAUCUUCAGCUAUAUACAGGAUCUUCAUCGAAAGUUCGCUUAUCGGUGGUAAAAUGGCCAUCGAAUACAAGUGUGGCAACCGUACCUGAAUUCACAUUCUAUAAUUGUUCAUCCUAUUUGUCAUGUGCCUCGUGUCGCUCGCAGAUCGGAUGUCAGUGGUGUUCUCAACGUUGUUCCUCGAUGUGUACUGAAUCGAGCGGACAAUGUCCAACAUUCAAGCUUGUCGAUCCUGCAAAUAUUUUUCUUGAAGCUGGUCAACCGGCGACUAUUCCAUUGAAAUUCGACUCGUUCCAGUUAGAUAAUUCCAUUGAAUGUCGUCUCAAUGGAACAAUUCACGGUUUCCUCACCUCCGAUGGUGUUUGCCAAAUAACGAAAGUUCCCGACGUAACUCUAGAGAACAAUGGUAAAGUUUAUCUAAAUCUAUAUCAAAAUGAUGUCUUGAUCGGUAUGCCAAUUGAAAUGUUUAUCUACCGUUGCGAUCUUUAUGAUUCCUGUGACCGAUGUAAUACACGUUCCAGAUGUUCUUGGUGUCAAGGUGAAUGUUCAUCGCAAUCAACGAACAAAUGUCUAACGAAUGAACAAUGUACAUCGUUGUAUAUCAAAGAUUUUUCACCGAAAGUCAUUCCACUUCAUGGACAAACAAUUCUUCGCAUUGAGCUCAAUGAAGAUGCGAAAGAUGCAGUGCAAGAGAUUUCACUUGCUGAUAUUCCUUGUUUAUUGAUCAACUCUUCGAAUGUCAUCCAAUGUCAAGCACAACCAUCGAAUUCAACACGAAAGGGACGAAUAAGUAUUCGUUUUUCGAAUGCAAUUUAUAUAUUAUCAAAAGAAAUAAUUGAAUAUCGACAACCAGCGAUUGUCUCAAUAAAUCCUUCGAUUGCCUAUCAAUUUGGUGGACAAAUACUUCACAUUAAUGGACAAAAUUUAAUCAGCGGGAAUGAACAAAACAUCCUCAUCGGUAAUUACCAUUGUAAGAAGAUCCAACAGACUCUACGAAACACUUUAUCGUGUCGUUUGCCAUCGAUUCCAUCAGGACUUUACAACAUAACAGUGAAAAUCGAUGAUCAAAUGAUCAGUACAGAACAACAGCUGAAAAUCACGCCGAAUCCAAUUGUUCAAGACAUCGAUCCCACGAUAAGUUUUGCAAGUGGUGGGCGAUUAAUAACCGUACGCGGAAUGUACUUCAAAUCGAUUCAAAUUAUAACCGUGAAAUUUUCGUACAAAAAAUGGAAUGCAAAACUAAAAAUCAAUUCCAAUGAUUUGGUAUCUUCAGAUGGUGGAUUGGUUUCCUCAUUCAAUUUUCGUACACCGGGAAUCCCAUCUGCAUCAGAAGAGUUUCCAUUACCACCACUCGAUGUGAAUUUCUCGUUGGACUUUGAUGAUUCAAUCAUCUCGCUUCCAAACAUUAUCCAGUUUCGCUACAUUCCCGAUGUUUUACUCAAUGUCUCAUCGACACCGCAAACACUACCAUACACGGGUGAAGAAUUGAAAUUACAAGUCGAAAAUCUAACUGAAGCGGCUUCCAUGUCUGAUAUCCAGCUGUUUAUCGGCUGUUCGGAAUGUAAAUUGAAGACAUUCACAUCGAAAGGCAUCACUUGUCAACCACCGACGAAAUUAGCCAUCAAUACGGCCAUUGUUCUUAACAGUCCACAGCAACCAGACGAUUGCACAUUGUUUAACUCAUCUAUCGGCCCUAUUCGAUUUCGUAUUGGUUAUCGAGAAUACUUAAUCGGUUAUUUAUCAUACUCUCGUUCAUUCACGUCGAAAUAUUCAUUUCUGACAAUCAUCGCACUGAUUUGCAGCAGCUGUUUAGUAACAAUUGCGCUGCUUAUUCUUGGUCUAUACCUCUUCUACAAAUUUCGUAAAACCAAAUCACCGCCGAGUUCUUUGACAAAUAUCGAGCGAAAUGAUAAACAAUGCUGGUCAACAGAUACAUCAGCAUCCACAGGUCCAUACUACCAAGUCUACGAACAAAUCUCCUGUUUAUCAUCCCAUGAAAAUACUUUGACUCGUGGUACACUUUUAUCGUCAUGUCCCUAUCAUCAAGAAAAACGUCUCACACCGCCAAUUAUGGAACAAUUACAAAUGAGUCUGUCUUUUCUAACAACACUGUCAGUCGAUGAUGAACAAUUGAAAAAACUACUGUUCCCAGCAGAGAACACAUUUCCGUCAAGGCAUUACCGUCCAUCGAUGGAAUUGUUUUAUGAUCUGCUUCACAUGGCACCAUUUUCUCAAGCAUUUCUUGACAAAUUACUCGAAAAUGAUUCAUUCGAUCUACUCGAAGCAUAUGUUUAUCUCUUUCGUUACAUGCCUGCGAAUCUUCACUCGUUCAACAAUUUCUUUCAAUUCUUCUCCACAUUAUUCUUUCAAAACAAGAAAGAUUUAAUCAACAAAUUCCAUUUUUUCGAUGAUUUCCUACGAAUUCUAAUCGAUCUGAUUGAUUCCUCACCAUCCGAUGAAAUCCUACAUCGUUCAUCUCGUUCCAUCUGUCCGUCAACUCUGCUAAUAAACAACAUUCAACAUUGUUCGUACCAACUGACAAUCGAUUACGAAAAUUUCCUUCGUUUUCAUCUAUCUGUUCUGGAUUGCGACACAAUCAAUCAAGUGAAACAAAAAAUCAUUCGAUAUUUAAAUUCCCACGAAAAUACCUAUCGGCUAAUUGACUGCGAUCAAUUAGACUUGCUGUUACCAACCUUGAAUCAUUGCACAUGCAUGUCUCAAGUUCCCAUGAUAAAAGAUUAUUUGAUUAAUUCAAUAAUUUAUUGUCAAAAACGAUCGUCGAUGAAAAGUGCGAAAACUUCGUAUGCGUAUCAUCUAUGUCCGGAGAGUCAAAUGAUUAUGGAAAGGAAAUUAAUCGAAGAGAAGUUAUUAGAAAACAAGAAUCGUUUACAGCAAAUUUUCAUUUAUUUUUACCAACAAAUUGCCAAUGGUUUGGAUCUCUUUGACAUCUGGACCAAUGACUUUCAACGUGAUCUUCUUUUUCCACAAUACAUUCGAUUAGUCAGUGAACUUAUCCGACGGUUGAACCGUUUGAUCUUAUGUCGUUCAACAUGUCCGAUCAUUGAAUCGUGUUUGAAUGUCAUUGCUGAUGGCUUAGAAUUCAUCUUUGAAACAAAAACAGAGUUUUCCUCGGAGAUCGAAUUGUUGUUCACGGACGAGAAAAAACACUUCGCAUCGUUCGACCGAAGCAGUUUUCAUAUACGUUCAUCGAAUCAAUACAAUCCAAAAUUCUCCUCGAACGAUAUUCGUUCGUUGACUCUCAAUGAUGAUCGUGCGAUUGAAUGUCUUUUUAAACUUUAUGAAUUUUAUGAAUCAAAUAGUGAACCAAUCAACCAACAUAUUGGCGAAAAUCAUGUCAGUGUGCUACUGCCUGUUCAUCAUCUACUUGUUCGAAUACGACAAUUGCUUCAAUCCGACAGCCAGACACUGAUUUGA
Adineta ricciae is the source of this 5106-nucleotide messenger RNA. NCBI's taxonomy places the organism in Eukaryota, Metazoa, Rotifera, Eurotatoria, Adinetida, Adinetidae. The record is from the annotation of a GenBank genome assembly.